Messenger RNA from Oikopleura dioica, 1014 nucleotides. Lineage: Eukaryota; Metazoa; Chordata; Appendicularia; Copelata; Oikopleuridae. The record is from the annotation of a GenBank genome assembly.
AUGUCGGAUAAGCGGAAAGGGCCACAGCGGCCACAAGCUCCUCUCAAUGGGCAGGCCGCGGCGGCGUCUUCGUCGAUCUUCGACCAGCGCGAGAAACUUCACGAGCGCGGCGAGAAGCUUGGCAACUUGGCCGCGCUGACGGAGCCGAUAGACCCGUCAAAGAACUACUCAGAUUCGCCUGAGGAAUUAUGUUUGAAAGCUGCUGGCAUACUCGGACAGGAGACGUCUUCCGUUUCCAAGUUUUUCAACCAGUUUCGCUCUAAGCCGCCGACGGCGAAGAUUUCCAAGGCGGCAGAAAUGUACGCGGCAGCGGCCACCAAGUACAAAAUCAAGCAAAAGUACGAAGAAGCUGCUAGGACGUACGAAUUGGCCGCAGAGGCGUACCACUCGGCCGAGGACAGAUUUGGACAAGUGCAGAAUCUGUCGCAAGCAAGUCAGAGCUGGAGAAGUGUCCCAAAUGUGCAGGAAUCCGAGCGGCUAGGCUUGCAGGCUAGCGAGCUCUAUUUGGACCUGAACAAACUUGUGCGCGCGGCGAAAGAGUUGACUCCUAUAGCGGACGCGUACAGGAGCAAGUUCAUGCGGGACAAGGACGAAACAGCGGCCGAGAUGGCUGAGAAGCUCUACUCAAAGGCAUUCGAUCUCUUCCGAAAAGACGGAAAAGCACGAAGCAGCGCGUCGAGAGUGUCAAUCGAACGAGCGAAUCUGAUGGUCCUUCCAGGCAAGAAAUACCUCGAAGCGGGCAAAGUCUACGAGUUAGAAGCGAACUAUUGCGCGAACGAGAAGCUGCUCAAGUACUCUGCCAAAAUGGACAAACACGAGGAAUGUACGAGAUUGGAUGCAUGGACUCGCAGUUUAGUCAACGUCAUUCAGGAGAAAUACUUCACCGUGGAGGACGAGAUCAACUUCGACUUGAACGAGUUUCUCGACUUCAACAAAGUACCUGGGCUGGACGAGUCGACGGAGGACCUCGCCGCGCUGCAAGCAGGGCCGGCUGUGGAGCCGGACUUGACAUGA